UUGAAUCGUCUGCUAGCGUUUGCUCCGCUGGCUGCUGGCCGUCCCGUCCGCAGCGUUAGAAACACGAUCUCGGUGUCGGCUGGGGCGUGGGUGCUAUUUUUGUCAUGUGAAUCUGUGGAGUAUUUUUAGACGGGGACGGUCUAAUUUUAAAACAAAUUUGGAACUGGUAGUCGGAACGAUGGAGUAAUAUGGCCGACUUGGCGGAUAAAAUCGACGACUUGAUAUGUAGUUUUGAAGGUGGUGGUGAUACAACAAUGGAUACAGUGGCUAUGCUGAUGUUUGGGUGGAUGGUGUUCGGUCUGUUUGUGCUGGGGAUCGGAAAAUUCAUUUACGCCAAGUAUAUUCGCGGCGGCAAUUGGAAAGGAAGCAACGCCGUGCCGCCCGUAACCACAACCGCCAGUGUCAUUGAUGACCAUUCGGUUAAAAGCACAACUGUCAAGGAGCUGAGAAGUGCUGUCUCUUCUGGUGGGGCUUAUGUUCCUCCAACUCCCCCUGUACGCAAAAGAAUUGGUUCGACGAAACGGGGAUCGUCUGUUGGACCCGUCAAGAAUGCUUCCAAGGUAUCCCCUGUAACAUUGCCUCCCCCAGCCACUGGUCCAGACCCAGAAGCUGUGCAUUGGGUCAAUCAGGUCUUUGCGUGGUUGCACUUGGACCCUGUAACGCUCAAUGAGCUUCUUGGGGUGUGGGUGCAGUCCCUCAAUGAAUCGACAAGGAAAUCUGUUGCUGAGGCUGGAGUUGGAGUAGAGUUUGUUCGGAUUCUGCCAGAGACACAUGCUCCAACUCUCACCAACAUCUUCGCUGAAUGUGAUUCUAGAGAUGAUAUCACCAUCACCUGCGAUUGUGAUGCCACUCCUGCAUUACAACUUAAAGCUUUUCGUCAGAAGGGAGAGAAGGUGGAAGUAUCCCAUUAUCGAGUGAAUGUGAACAGAUUCCGAGCACGAUUGAACAUUGUUUGUGUCACAGAAAAGCUUCUUGCUGAUGUCAAAUGCGAUGGAUGGCCAGAAAUCAAAGUGUCCCUUGCCCCUGUUGGCAGCAUAAAAAAUAAUUUGGAUGAACAGCAGCUUCAAGACGUAAUAAUUGACAUCAUUGCCACAGCUUUGAGAAUGUCAAAUGUCCAUCUGAACCUGGGCAUGUAUCCAGACUUCCCAAGGUUUGGUCGCCAUCAGGUGCAUCAGCCCGGCCUUUCUCUUCCUGUGCACUAUGAUAGCAUGUUGACAGCACCUUACUCUGGCCCUGUUGCUGGUGGUAGAGCACCCGGGGGUCGCAGACUACUUGUUAAAGUCAUCAAAGCUGUAGGCCUCGGUGCCAGGCAAGCAGGUUGCCAGGAGCCGUAUUGCGUGGUUGAAAUGGACGAACCAGCUCAAAAGUACCAAACAUCAGUGAAGAAAGAUACUGACAGCCCUGUGUGGGAUGAACACUUUCUCUUUGACGUCUCUCCCAACACUGCAGAGCUGCUCUUUGAAGUCUAUGACAGAGGAGGGCUCCCUCAGAACUCAGCGUCACGCACAGGCACUUUCAUGGGGCUGGGCAUCGUUGGCGUGGAGGAGCUCCUCAUCAAUCCCAGUCAGCGACAAGUGAUAUCAUUACAAUCACGGCCUUAUGAAGGCGACCCCGUUUCAGGAACACUUACUGCUGAGUUCCUGUUCAUUGAGGGAGCUGACAUUCCUGCAUUUGGAGGAACUCCAUACAAACUCAAAGAAACUCUCAAGACCACUUCACCAUCUGGAGCUGUUAUCACAACCACCAAAACUGUGUUUGCUAAUGCUGGAGAUGCCUUUGUUCCAGAGCAUCAACUGUCCAAUGGUGGUGAACGUGUAACUGAAUCAGCGUUGAAAGAGUUGGAGCUCAGGAACCGAGGACAACCUACGCAGACAGACAAAAGCACCCUGAUUAUCCAUAGUGUUCAACGGCAAGGACCUCGUCAGCUUGUUAAGGUAGAGCAAGGCAAAAAUGGACGCUGGCAUGAAGUGGAUCAGUCUGGGUUCGGGCUGCAGUCUCCACAGCAAGUUGCUUUGCAGCAGCAACAGCAGCAGCAGCAGCUUCAACUGCAGCAGCAGCAACAGCAGCAACUCAACUCUACUCAACGUGUUGGGCCUGAUGGUGACCACUUGACAGCAGAAGAACGUGGUCGCAGUCGUAGAAAAAAGAGAGAUUUUUUUGGCACCAUCAAGAGGCGGUUAAAUCGCUCUAAAGUUCGAUCAAAAUCAGUUGACCCUGGGGAUCAUGAAAACCGUGAUCAAUCUCCUAGUGCUCUAAGUCGAUCAAUAUCAGCUGAUCGUGCACAUGAUGGGUCUCAACAUUCAUCAGGUUACUUGACUGUCCCUGGCCUCCGAGCUGAUUCGACCCGUUCAAGUUUGAGUGAAGCUUCUGGUAUAAGUGGUGCAUCUACUCGUACAUACAUCAAUGAAGCAUCAAAUCUUGUUUUGGAGACUCUUGAAAAUGGCAUCCACAAGUACUACUUGGUUCCACUGUCAUUAGCUCAGAAAACCAAGUGGAAGAAGAAGGGGACAAAGCUUCACAUUUUCAAUGACCACACCUUUAUUGCCAAACAUCUCACUGGAGGAACUGUUUGUCAGAUAUGUGCCAAGACUGUGGCCCGCCGCAUUGGUAAACAAGGUUACGAAUGCAGAGACUGUCUGCUCAAGUGCCACAAGCAAUGCCAUGUCAAAGUAGAUACGACAUGCCCCAACUCAAACAUCCAAAACAUUGAACUUCAGAGGUAUCCAAUCCUAAGGUCGCUCCUCCCUGUUCUGAGUGAAUAACCGUUGCUGCCACAUGUCGGUGCAGAGUCCUCAACUGAUUCGUCAAGUUCUAACAAGACAAAGCAGCAGGAAGCUAAAGAAGAAUAAUUAAGUCAUCAUCAUCCUCAUCGAAAUAACAUUUCUCAGUUUAUGCGCAUUGUAAUUUGUUUCUCUGUGAUUUUAUUGCUGAUUUCUUCACAAACUUUUCCUAAUUAUUUGAACUGAUUUUCUUUAUUUCUGCUGCUCAUUUUUGACAUUCAUUCAUUUUAUUAUUAGUCGAUGAAGACACUUAGGAAACUUCAAAAGUGAAGGGUUUUUUUUUCGGCUGAAGGAAUACUGGAUACAAUGUUCACUCUAUUGAGUUGAUUUAAAAAGAAGCAGGAUAGGAGUCUCUUAUAAUUUGUAAGUGAAAAGGACUAUAGUGUCCAUUAGUCUCAUUUUUCUUUUUAUCAUUCUAGAAACGCAUGUUUCUUUUUAAAUGAUCUGAUACUGGGAGGUUUCAACUAUCUCUCAUUUAGUUUGCAGCUCUUUGCUGUCUAAAAUACCUACCAUAAUGACAUUUCCACAUGACAUGACCUUGUUUUUUUCUUUACAAAGCACAAGAAAAAGGUGCCAUUUUAAAAAGAUUAAGAUGCUCUUAGCUUUGAUUAGUUGCUCUGCUCACUGUUUUGUACUUAGACCUUUCUCCUAACAUUGAAGAUUUGUAUAAUUCUUAAGCCUUGACAUUGUGAUUUAUCUGAGACUGAAAUGCCAGAUAAACUGUUUAAUUCCAAAAAAAACAUACGAACUUAUGGCAAACUGAUAAAGGAAGCAUUUUUCCUCUUAGAACGCCUUGCUUCAGGGCCUUUGUUAAGCCAAAUUUUAAUCUUAAUAAUGUUGUAUAACUUUGUUUGUGAGUAAACUGACACCUAGGAACAUCUUUUAAAGCAUAGCAAAAUGUUUUCAGACAUCUGGCUUUUUCAGUUUGGCCAGAUUGGUACCCCCAUAAUCUAGAGCAGUCUGAUUUUCAUGUACUUAAUCUCUAAUGUGCUCUGUACUGUAAUAAGGCAACUUAAUGAAUAGCAAUGUUUCAAUUGUCUUAAGUUAGGAUUUGUUGCUUCAUCCUAACUCAUACUUACAACGAUACUUAUUCAUUGUUUCCCAGUUUCUUAUUUUGUUUUGAAAGAAAUGGUCCACACCAUGACGAGCAACGAAAUAUGACGUUGGAAGUACUGGGACUUUAUCGCAGUGCAACUAUGAACAUUACGGUAGUGCGUAAUAGCCCUGUCUGUUCUUCAAAUGAUAACUUAAUAGUACAUGGUACAAUAUAUGAUAUUAAUGUUUCUGUUAUUUUUUGUUAACUUCAUGUUUUGUUGUGCAUCAGUUAUGAUCUUAUUUAUUUGUUAACUGCCUCAAUGUUUUGAAAGAUAUGUGCCUUUUUCUCAUUUCAUUUUAUUUUUUUCAAUUUUACUAUUGUAGUACUUGCUAGCUGAUAAUAUUAGCUACCAUGACAUGAAUAUUCAUAAUUCUUCAAAAUCUUUGAAUGCAAAGGUGUUGCAUUUUAUCUUGCUGUCUUUCAAGGCAUCAGUUACCUCAUUCUUUUAUUUUAUUAAGGGUAAUAAUGAUUUUAUCCUAUUGCUUGUUCUGUGAAGUCUCUGCAUCCUUUCUCCACACAUGACAUAGAAAGAAGGAUGGAAGAGACGGAAUCAUCGCAACGUCAAUGGUUCAAUAAAAUUAUGGUGUUUGUUUGGGUUUAGUUCCCUCUUUUAAAAUGUUAAAUUUGUAUUAGCAAUAGACAAUCUUCAAUGUGAAAAAUGUAUUUAAAAAAAGAGUGUUUCAACUGUUGGUUAUUGUUAACAUUUCUCUUUACUUUAAAAUUGGUAAUGUUUAAGUGCGGUGUGGUGUUUUUUUUUUCCAGUUUAUCAAUUGUUAUGUGAUGUUCCAUGUGUUAAUAACGUUCGAGUGAAAGAAAUUCAAAUGCACUUGUUCAUAAUUAAGUAACAAGGUUGAUAUUGUAGAAGAAACGUCAGUUUCAUGUAUCCCUUCAUGUGAUAAACAUAAGUACCUCUGAAGAAUACCACAUCAGCAUCGAAUUCUCUUGUGAUGCUCUUAGUUUCAAUGAACUUAUGUAUCAUGUACCACUCGAUUUUCUUGCUCUUGAUUUUGCACUAUUACCUACAGGAGGGUCUUUACCUAAUGUUUUGUACAUUCUCUUCUGUUUUGUUGAUUACUGUUCUUGUGUUGGGCCAAAUAGUUAGUUAAUGAAAUGCAUUAGUUGUUACAUUCGUUUAAUUUGAUGUUUGUUUAUUAAAAUGUUAUUGAAAUAUGUUUUAAGGGAAUGCAUGAAGGGAAAAGAAUAUACUAUGGGAUUUGGUGAAUUAAUGACUCCAGAUUGUGUAAGAAUGAUGAUUUGGCCCCAUCACAUUGCUGCUUAUGGCCCCAUGGCUCUGCCAUAUGCAUUUUUCAUGUAAUUUGCUGUUGUAUCGAUGUUGCCAAUGGCCUGAUAUCGGUGAACGAGUUUCAGUCACAAAUAUAUUAUUGAUGUGUGCUACUCCAUGUAUUGUGUUUUCUAUUGCUGGCAUUGCUUGUUCCCCUCAACUUCUAACAUCUAGGUGAGAUAUUUAAUUUAUUGUUGGAAGUAGAUCUGUGCGAUAAACAGAACAAUUGAUGGAAAUAUAAUCCAUGUGCAUAUGUAAAUUUGGGCUUUCCCUCUCACUUACUUGGGACCUGUGUCUCUUUCAUUGUUCAUUUGCUUUUGUGGUGCUUUAUGUUCCAACUAAAUACUAGUCAGAACUAUGUGGUGUAUGUAAAUAUAAGGGUGGUAAUGGUUUGUGUCAACACCAGCUUUUCUUUCCGUUAUGAAAUAUAUUCAUAAACCAUU
This is a messenger RNA of Thrips palmi, 5601 nucleotides long. RefSeq lists its product as uncharacterized. The transcript is spliced from 19 exons. Bases 189 to 2762 code for a protein of 857 amino acids. NCBI's taxonomy places the organism in Eukaryota, Metazoa, Arthropoda, Insecta, Thysanoptera, Thripidae. The record is from RefSeq and is a predicted model, not a curated record.